Molecule: messenger RNA, 3282 nt
Organism: Lemur catta (Ring-tailed lemur)
Lineage: Eukaryota; Metazoa; Chordata; Mammalia; Primates; Lemuridae
Gene: LRRN1
Product: leucine rich repeat neuronal 1
Exons: 1
Coding region: 316-2466 (716 amino acids)
Molecular function (GO): protein binding
Source: RefSeq, a predicted model, not a curated record
AGAAUAAGUGUAACGUCUGUCCUAAUCUAAUUUUCAGGCACAUCUCCAGACUUUGACUUGGCUGAAGUAACUCAUGCCACAGACCCAUGCACAUGCCUGGAAUUGAGAGACACAGGUAAAAGAUUCCAAAUCGCUACCUGCCUUUUGAAAACUCCAGAAAACCAUCCCUUCAGACUCUGGAAUUCUACACAUCUCAACCAAGACUUUGCUUGAAUGUUUACAUUUUCUGCUUGGUGUCCUACAUAUCACUAUAUAGUGUUCACAUUUUAUUAAAACUUACGAGCGUCAGAAGUUGAGCUUUCUCAGCGAGCCAGCAUGGCUAGGGUGAGCUUUGUCGCAGCAGCUUGCCGGUUGGUGCUGGGCUUGCUGAUGACUUCGUUAGCUGAGUCUUCCAUGCAGAAUAGUGAGUGUCCACAACUUUGCGUGUGUGAAAUCCGUCCCUGGUUUACCCCACAGUCCACGUACAGAGAAGCCACCACCGUGGAUUGCAAUGACCUCCGCUUAACAAGGAUUCCCAGCAACCUUUCUAGUGACACGCAAGUGCUUCUCUUACAGAGCAAUAACAUCGCCAAGACUGUCGAUGAGCUGCAGCAGCUUUUCAACUUGACUGAGCUAGAUUUCUCCCAGAACAACUUCACAAACAUUAAGGAGGUAGGGCUGGCAAACCUGACCCAGCUCACCACUCUGCAUUUGGAGGAAAACCAGAUUACAGAGAUGACUGAUUACUGUCUGCAAGACCUCAGUAACCUUCAAGAACUCUACAUCAACCACAACCAGAUUAGCACUAUUUCUGCUAAUGCUUUUUCAGGCUUAAAAAAUCUUUUAAGGCUCCACCUGAACUCCAACAAAUUGAAAGUUAUUGAUAGUCGCUGGUUUGAUUCUACACCCAACCUGGAAAUUCUCAUGAUUGGAGAAAACCCUGUGAUUGGAAUUCUGGAUAUGAACUUCAAACCCCUCUCAAAUUUGAGAAGCUUAGUUUUGGCAGGAAUGUAUCUCACUGAUAUCCCUGGAAAUGCAUUAGUGGGCUUAGAUAGCCUCGAGAGCCUGUCUUUUUAUGAUAACAAACUGGUCAAAGUCCCUCAACUUGCCCUGCAAAAGGUUCCAAAUUUGAAAUUCUUAGACCUCAAUAAAAACCCCAUUCACAAAAUCCAAGAAGGGGACUUCAAAAAUAUGCUCCGGUUAAAAGAACUGGGCAUCAACAAUAUGGGGGAACUCGUUUCUGUUGACCGCUAUGCCCUAGACAACUUGCCUGAACUCACAAAGCUAGAAGCCACCAACAACCCCAAACUAUCUUAUAUCCACCGCUUGGCUUUUCGAAGCGUUCCUGCCCUGGAAAGCUUGAUGUUGAACAAUAAUGCCUUGAAUGCCGUUUACCAAAAGACGGUCGAAUCCCUUCCCAAUCUUCGUGAGAUCAGUAUCCACAGCAAUCCCCUGAGGUGCGAUUGUGUCAUCCACUGGAUUAACUCCAACAAAACAAACAUCCGCUUCAUGGAGCCCUUGUCCAUGUUCUGUGCCAUGCCACCCGAAUACAAAGGGCAGCAGGUGAAGGAAGUUUUAAUCCAGGAUUCAAAUGAACAAUGCCUCCCAAUGAUAUCUCAUGACACAUUCCCAAAUCAUUUAAACAUGGAUAUCGGCACGACAGUUUUCCUAGACUGUCGGGCCAUGGCUGAACCAGAACCUGAAAUUUACUGGGUCACUCCCAUUGGAAAUAAGAUAACCGUGGAAACCCUUUCAGAUAAAUACAAGCUAAGUAGUGAAGGUACCUUGGAAAUAUCUAACAUACAAAUUGAAGACUCAGGAAGAUACACAUGUGUUGCCCAGAAUGUCCAAGGGGCAGACACUCGAGUGGCAACAAUUAAGGUUAAUGGAACCCUUCUGGAUGGUACCCAGGUGCUAAAAAUAUAUGUCAAGCAGACAGAAUCCCAUUCCAUCUUAGUGUCCUGGAAAGUUAAUUCCAAUGUCAUGACAUCAAACUUAAAAUGGUCAACUGCCACCGUGAAGAUUGACAACCCCCACAUAACGUAUACUGCCAGGGUCCCAGUGGAUGUCCAUGAAUACAAUCUCACACAUCUGCAGCCUUCCACAGAUUAUGAAGUGUGUCUCACAGUGUCCAAUAUUCAUCAGCAGACUCAAAAGUCGUGCGUAAAUGUCACAACCAAAAAUGCUGCCUUCGCACUGGACAUCUCUGACCAAGAAACCAGUACAGCCCUUGCUGCAGUGAUGGGGUCUAUGUUUGCUGUCAUUAGCCUUGCGUCCAUUGCUGUGUACUUUGCCAAAAGAUUUAAGAGAAAAAACUACCACCAUUCACUAAAAAAGUAUAUGCAAAAAACCUCUUCAAUCCCACUAAAUGAGCUGUACCCACCACUCAUUAACCUCUGGGAAGGCGACAGCGAGAAAGACAAAGAUGGUUCUGCAGACACCAAGCCAACCCAGGUUGACACGUCCAGAAGCUAUUACAUGUGGUAACUCAGAGGAUAUUUUGCUUCUGGUAGUAAGGAGCACAAAGACGUUUUUGCUUUAUUCUGCAAAAGUAACAAGUUGAAGACUUUUGUAUUUUUGACUUUGCUAGUUUGUGGCAGAGUGGAGAGGACGGGUGGAUAUUUCAAAUUUUUUUAGUAUAGCGUAUCGCAAGGGUUUGACACGGUUGGCAGCAACUCUAGGCUUCCAGUUUGUGGGGUUUUUAAAUUCUUAUCAUUAUUAUGAUUAUUAUUAUAUUAUUAUUAUUUUAUUUUAGUUUGUUGUGCUAAACUCAAUAAUGCUGUUCUAACUACAGUGCUCAAUAAAAUGAUUAAUGACAGGUUGGGGUUCCCCUGUGCUUUUACCAGUAGCGUGACCCCUUCUUCUGAAGCCAUCAGUAGAAAGUACCAUGUCCUCCAAAAAGCUAACAUACGGUUUUGAAGCAGCAUUGAACCUUUUGUAGCAAUCUGGUCUACAGACUUUUAACUCAAGAAGCUAAGGCUAGACUUGUUACCUUUGUUGAAUGAUGUUAGUUGACUGUACUGUAAUGUUGUAUCAACUGAAUUGAAUGUUUGCCUUUGAACAAUGACUUUUCCUUUUCUUUUGUAAUAGUUAAAGAGGCUUAGAAUAAGCUAACAGGCAAUAGAAAUAUGUAUAUCAGAUUUUUUAAUGUAACAAACUACAUGUUAAUUGUUACCUUAUUCUUUUUAUCUUUAGUAGACACUUUUAAAAGAAAAGACAAUAAUUUUGUUGUGUUUAACUCACCAACAUGUGGUGUAUAAUGAAGACAGAACUAUAAUAAAUUAGUUUUGUUCUGAUUUUUUA